ACUAAGGCGGAAGUCCCGCCAAAGUAAAACAAGAAGUGGGUGUGGUUUAUCAUGUGGUCACAGGCUCAGCUGCUGUUGGAGAUCAGAGUGCACACUCCUCUGAAAGCAGAGGACAGUGAGCAGAAUGUAAAGUGCAGGAAUUAACUUUUAAUCUGUCUUUUUAAACAACAUCUGACCAUGAACACACAGAGAAACAGGAGAGGGUUUGAGGAACACGUGUUUGAAAGUCGACACUUGAAGCUGAAUGAAUUGAGAGAGGAAGCUCGAGACUUAAGAAACAUAUAUCUACCAAAUGACUUCGACAAUGCAUGUCCCCGACCAGAGUUUCAGCUGUCUCAUCUGAAACACGACACAGACAGAGAUGGAUUAUGUGGCAUCUGGAGGGAUAACGGCUUCAAGAGCCCAUACGGAGGCUCUCUGGUGUGGUGGAGUCUGGCUGUGAAGCCUGAUGACAUCACAUCAGCUGAGAGGAGGCUCCUGGAGACGACCUACCCCGACCGGACGGAGGAGCAGGUCCAGAUGCAGCAGAGCUUCCUGGGGAAGUUUGCCACCUCCCCGGCCUUCUCCGAGCUCUCCAGGCUGGGCUCGUACCGCUUCACCUGCCCCCUGGAGGAGGUGCUGGAGGCCUACAGCCAGCAGUUUUGCUCCGGCGCUCAGCCCGUCAUGCGGGUCUUCAAGACCGUCCUGUACAAAAAGAAAGUGAUGUACGUGGUGCUGGUCCACAGUCCAGUUAGUGAUGAGCUGUUGUCAGACCGUCCUCUGCUGACUGACGACCCAAACUCUGUCUGUUCCUACAGAGGAGGCUGCUUCAUCUGGAGGCCUGAGUCCAUGUGUGGGACACACAAAUACAGGUUGGUCCGGAGACCUGGGGAAAGACGGGUGGAGGUGGAGGAGGUGGCGCCUCGUCUCAGGUUUUGUGUUUGGGAUCAGGUUGCUGUCGCCCUGCAUGUGGACAGACAGGUGCUGAACUUUGAUUCUUACCGUCUGAGACAGAACCUCAAGUACUGCAAAAGAGCAAAUCCUUCAAUUGUAGAGUAUAACAGGUUUGAUGAAUACCCACAUGCUGAACAGAUAGUUCAGAUACUGUGGCCCAACUAUCCCUCACCACUGGAGAGAGCUGAGGAACCAGGACGGAUUCAACAUAACGACACGUUUAUGGAACAUUAACUGGAGAUACAGUUAACUGAGCACUGUAAAUGGAACAACUGCUUAUGAAAUCAAAAAACCCUUGGUUAGGGUUCUGAAAACAUCACGUUUUGGCUUAAAAUACCUGGUUCAAGGCUGGAAAAUGUCCCGCCUCAUUGAAAAUAUCCAGCGGUCUCAUGCUUACAGAGGCUGAAACUCCAUCUUGAACAGUGGUCUCUCGCUUGUUGGUCGUCUUGUCGAGCUGUCAGGUAUUAAAGGUUUUUGCUCAGGGAAAUGACCUGAUGUCGCCUCAAAAACAUUUUCAUGCUUACAAAUGUUGGGAUGCUAUCUUGAGCAGUGGUCUCUCGCUUGAUAUUUGUCUUGCCUGGAAUAACAAACUGCAACAAACUUUUGAACCCUGUACUGAAGUCACUCGGACUUCAUGAGGGAACAACGCUGAAAAGUUUAUUCUCAGUAGGAAAAAGCAAAUGGUUGCAAAAUCAAACAGAUUGCAGGCG
This is a messenger RNA of Acanthopagrus latus (yellowfin seabream), 1643 nucleotides long. RefSeq lists its product as uncharacterized. The transcript has 4 exons. The record is from RefSeq and is a predicted model, not a curated record. Bases 178 to 1167 code for a protein of 329 amino acids. Lineage: Eukaryota; Metazoa; Chordata; Actinopteri; Spariformes; Sparidae.